ACACACGCAAGAGUCAGCGACCCAAGGGAAGUAACGCUUUCUUGAAAUCCUCUGCAUCUGUCGUCUGCAGUUUUUUCGCGCACCAUAUGAUGGAUAGCUAGCAGAAUUAUAACUUCACACGAAAUGUUCAGAAACUUAAAUUCAACCCAAGAAAUGUUAUUUGACAGUCAAAGAACAAGCUGCAGUGGAGAUUCUGCUUUAUUAUGCUCAUCUCAAAUACAGCAGUCACAACCAGAAUUCUCCCAAGUUCGAUCACAGGAUUUGUUUACACAGAAACUCUCAGGAUCACAAAAUGAGGGUCUGCUCACCAGCAAUAAAAAGAUGACCAUGUAUGAGAAGUGGAUGAAUAGAGGAACAUUGCUUAAGAGAGACCCAGUAGCAGAAAGAAAAGAGGGCAACAAAUCCUUGCCAGCGUUUCUUACAGAGCAACAGCAGUACAACAUUUUUCAAAACAGGGCAAAGGAAAGAGAUGAAAAAGACCUUUUGCAACAAGUUGUCAGUAUUGUUCAAGAGAGCACCAAGGAGGUUAAAUCCACAUUAGAUGCUGUAAAGUUCAAGCUUGAUUCAUCCACAGAAUUCUCAGGAGAUAAAUUCAAUGCAACUUUAAAAUCUUUCUUGGAGGACAUCUGCAAGCAUGAAGACAGAAUGCUGCAUGCAGUGGAAGAGCAAAGAUGUAUCCUAACAAGGGUACAUGACCUGGAACAUGAACUGGCAGUGAAAACUGCAGAGCUGAAACACUUGCAAAGUCAGCAGCAGACACAAGACCGAGAAGAAGAUGCAAAGCGUUUAGCAAGAACAGUGUGCCAGGAAUUACAUUCUCCAAAUCUUACUGUCAAGAACAAGCUAGAGGAAAUUCUAGAAGUGGCCCAUGAAACAUCAAAGCAACAGUGUCAGCAACUGAAUCAGUACAAAAAACAGAUGACAAAUCAAGGCAAGCAGUAUGUGGAGAGCAAAAAUGCAAACCAGCGACUUAUUAAGGAUAUGGAAAAGAGACUUCUAAAGGAAAUCACAAAUUUUUGCAGUACUGUUCAGCAGCAAGAACAAAAGUGGCAAAGCAGUCUUCAGGAGUUGCUGGCAGAAGCUGCAAUGUCACAGAAGCAAGAUAUCAAACAAUUUCUAGAGAAGCUGUGUUCCAGUGACAGAAAGGGGGAUAGCAAACAGAGAGCUGCAGCUGAUACUCAGGUCUUGACACAAACCAUUAGAAAGGAGAUUCAGCUUCUGCUCACAAAACAGGCCAAGACAGUAGAGAAAUGUGUGCAGGACUUGCUCAAGCAUCAGCUUUACGAUCAAGGUCAGCAGCUGAAAAACCUUCAAGCUGCCCUAGUAACUGACAUGACUUUGUCUGUCGAGGCUGCUGCUAGGCACUUCUCAUCGGAUCUUGUCAUGCCAUUGUCAUUGCCCAAGUUUGAAAAAAAGAUGGAGGAGCACCAUGCGGACCUUAAGCACCAACUGGAGGAGCUGCAUCACAGGCAUUUGCAGGAAGUGUUGAGGAUUCAGAAUGAGCUUAAGAGUCAAUGUAUGGCUACAUCCACACUUGAACAGCUUCUCUUUGUCAAACUCCCAUAUCUGUGCAGGCAGGCAGCCACUACCCACACACACCACCUCACAAAAAUGCAGUGAAGAGAGCACUGGUAUCUAUCCAUAUAUGGCAAAGGGAACAGCAAGAAUCUCUCCUUUGUCCAAGUCAGAUCAGGCAACUUUGUUCUGUAAAGCUAAACCUUCACCAGUAGUGGCAGUUCUGCCACAGAAACAAGUAGACAGGAUUCCAACACCCUUUACAUCAGGUGCCCAUAUAGUACAUAAAGCCCAAACUCUGCCUUUUUCCGAUGGAAUCGAAGAAAUUUCAAAUGCAAAUCUAAAAAAUGCAGCAAUAGAGAAGAAACAAAAGAAGAGAAAGAAAUCAAGUAGCAGCAAGAAGAAAUCAAGAUCAAAGAAAAAGUGUCAGGAGACCCCUGUCUCUAACAAACCUGCGCUUUCAGCAGUAUCUCACAAAGUAUCAAAAAAUAAAAGAAAGUUAACUGCUGCUAGAAGAAUACCAAAUAAUGGUCUCACACUGGCCACUGACAUAAGCAGCCUUAUGCUUAAAAGUCAAAGACCAAAGAAUCAACAGAAUUCUCCAUCUAAGGCAUCAAGUACUAUCUCUUCCCCAUCAGUUUCUUUAACUGAAGUUGUUGUGGUGCGCAGGAGUAGAUGGCACACAAAAUCCACAGUUCAGAAGCAACCCUCCAUUGCAUUGUAUUCUUGCAGGUUUUGGGGGAGAUGACAUCACAGACAUUCUGAGUACUCCUUGGUUGCAGAACAAAGAAUAAAAUGGCUUGACACUGUUACAAGAAUAUGUCUAAUUUGAAAAUUCUUUUCUUGAAUAGAGGUGUAGAAAAUUCAUGACUAUUAAGACCUGCUUGCAUAUCUGGCACAAAUUACAACCACAAAGCUAAGAUUUCCACAUUUUAGCUGCUAUGAAUUUUCACUGACUUUUUGUCUAUGUUUAAUGUUGGUUUGAAGUUGAUGCAUUUAAAGUUUGCUUCAACGAAGUUAAUAGUACUGGAGAGUAUGGGUAAUGUUUAUGUUGCUUCAGUGUUUCAAGAUAGUUAAAUUUUUUUUAUGGAAUAACUUCAAGAAUCAACGUUCAUGUCUUGCAUGAGGUAACAUCUGAACAUUUUGGGAUAGGAUAGUAAAUUCUAAAUGAAAAUUGUGCAAAGAAACAUUAUAUUAUAUAUAAUGCUAACAAUAAAAAACAGCUAAUUUUAAUCUCCAAGAGUAAAGUCAUAAGAGGUACAUGGAGGAAUAUUUCAUUUAUACACUAGUUACUGUCCAGUAAUGCUCACACUUUUUCUUCCCCACAACUUUACUUUUUUUAACCUUUCUUGAAGACAGAAACUCAACAUGAAAUAGCUGUUUAACCUCUGUUUUAUUAAACAUAAGGAUUAGAAUAUUAAAGUAUUCAGGCUAAUCAGAAAGUUUGUAUGCACAAAAUGCCCUUACGUUGACUACAUUCCAAUAAAAGAUUUUUUUAAAAACAAAAUAACAUUUUCUUAUACAUUAAGAAUCAAAGACUUCAUAUACUUUUGCAUGUUUUAUGAAACGAUAGUGUAAUGUUUAAAGCAGACCUGGGCAAAGGCCGGCCCGCCUCCUGUCUCUGACCGGCCCGCCCGCCAGUAUAUAUACUAUAUAUACAGUAUUGGGUAAAACUGAGUUAACUGUAUUAGUCCGUCCCUCUAAAACCAUCCCAAUUUCUCAUGCGGCCCCUUGGGAAAAUUAAUUGCCCACCCCUGGUUUAAAGGAUGUUCUGCGGAAUUAAAAGAGGUACAAGUACACAUUACUUAUAUUUUCAAGCACAUAUAAACUUUUAAAAUAAAGUUUGCUUACAAGA
This is a messenger RNA of Pomacea canaliculata, 3370 nucleotides long. Its product is annotated as reticulocyte-binding protein 2 homolog a-like. The record is from RefSeq and is a predicted model, not a curated record. Bases 124 to 1620 code for a protein of 498 amino acids. The transcript has 12 exons. Lineage: Eukaryota; Metazoa; Mollusca; Gastropoda; Architaenioglossa; Ampullariidae.